UAACGACGUUGAUUAUCAGGUAUUUAUUAGAACAUAUUAAAUAUUAAUAUAGUAUAUUAUCCCUUAUAGUAUAACUAACUUGCAAUCUAGUUUACACUAUACUUGAUAACAUUUUUUUCGUCUAAUUUCUAACUGUACGUUGAUUAAGCAAGUGUCCGGAUUCGUUUGAGUAACAAUUAACAGCGUUCAAACAGAAUUCGGUUACACAAACUAUAGCAAACAAUCAAACUAGACACUCGAAACUUGCCCGAUUUUAAUCUUCAACAUAUUAUUAAAACCCCGACCACAACACCGCGAAUUCGACUUCUUAUUGAUUGAAAUUUGAAUAUGAAAUGUUGUAGAUGUUAGCGAUCUUCGACGAUCCCGUUGCAUUGUCGCAAAUGGAGAACAUUCUGCUUAAUGCAGAUUUCUACGGUCUUGAAGUACCCAAUAUGGAUGAAAUUCAAACAUCGCCACCAGUGGAAGACUAUAAGGAGGUCGAAAAUAAUGACGAAUACCAGAAUGAAGUUUAUAUCGCGCCCAAGCAGAAUAAACAAAAGCACGUUUUCGCAGUACCGAAAAUCUACAACUGCUUGUACUGUGAGAAGCGAUUCUACAACAAAAAGGCGAUUCGUAAACACCAGCUGAAACACGCAGAGGAGCAACUACGUUGUACUCGCUGUGGUCUGCGAACACAUAAUAUCGAAAUUCUUCGCCGACAUACUAUAUACUUUCAUUGCAUCCAUUACAGACACAGCACAGUUGCUACAGCACCAAUAUAGGAAUAAUUUUCAAUUAUUUAGAAUCUCAAUUAAUGGAUCUCGAUCCAUUGUUCAUAUAUUUUAACCGUUCUAUAAAAAUUAUACUAAAGGUUUUA
This is a messenger RNA of Bombus impatiens (common eastern bumble bee), 856 nucleotides long. RefSeq lists its product as uncharacterized. Lineage: Eukaryota; Metazoa; Arthropoda; Insecta; Hymenoptera; Apidae. The record is from RefSeq and is a predicted model, not a curated record. The transcript has a single exon. Bases 342 to 761 code for a protein of 139 amino acids.